UUUUAUAUCAAUAAAAACUGCAGUUGAGGAAUUUGUAUUAUAGUUAUUGAAGCUAUUCAUAUUAUCUGAUCUCUUGUAAAUGUCUACAACUGAAUCUUCAAAAUUGUUAUUGAACUUAUCUCAUUAUUCUUUCACAAUUGUGUCAUUCAUCUUGAAAGCUCCUGGGGCAAUUGAUUUGUUGCAGGUGUUGGCACGCCUGCUGUUGUUUCUUGUUGUGCUUCUGGUGUUUCUGGAUUUCUUCUUCUACACAUUAUUGGCACAUAUUCCUUUGUCAGAUCCGGCGUUCCACCCGAUCUCAAGUUAACCAUGGGGUGGAGACGUGGUUGGCACGUUAUUUGCGGUUGUUCGUAGCUUAUUGAGGGCUUCAUAACCUCUUGGAGAACAACGUUAUCCCCCAACCUAUCUAGUGUACCUCGCGUAGCUAGAUUACACACAACAACGUUAUCCUCCAAGACAUAUUGUUGGGGGUGGGUCCCGCGGUUGAUCGGCCCUUCUACCAGCAGUGCGCUGGUGGUGAUUGAGCUCUUUUGCCCCAGUAGCCUACACAUAUGCACCGUAUGUAAUAUAACGUAGCUAGCUCCUCCGAUAAUGAUAGAAGAUUAACCAUCCUACAGUUUGCAGCAUCUCUAAACUAGGGGUGAUGCACGUGACGGGCUGACCAAUCGCCGCCUUGCCUAGCCCGGGCCUUGCUUCGCUGUGUUGAUGUUGUUCCACCCCGAGCUGUCUUGUGUGCUGGCUGCUCGCGAUAUCAUCAUAAUCAACGCCCUUCUCACGCCUGCCCCCCGUCCCCCAGCCUGAACAUCCUUAGUGUUAGCUCUCAUACCUGGACUUUUCCGCCUGACACAAUGUCAGUGAACCUGAUCACCGAAGACGACCGCACGAAGGAUCCCAGCGCCGUCCAGGAUCCCACAGCGAAGCCACCUCAGAAAUUCCUCCGCUUUCAACGGCCGUUUACUCGGGAAGUCAGCCAAACCCUCACUAUAGAAAACAACAACGAUGAGCCGGUUGCAUUCAAGGUCAAGACAACAGCUCCCAAAAGCUAUUGCGUGCGCCCGAACUCUGGCCGCAUUGGAGCAGGCGAGAGCAUAGAUGUUCAAGUUCUUCUUCAGGCGAUGAAGGAUGACAGGUCAGUGGGCACGUCUAAAGACAAGUUUUUGGUCCAGUCUGUCGCAGUGUCCACGGACAAGGAUUUCUCCAAUGUCAGCUCGAUCUGGCAGCACGUUGAGCAGACAUCAAAAAGCUCUAUUCAGGAACAGAAAAUAAAAGUCGAAUUUUUGCCUCCCCAGGACUCUGCGGAAACCGCAACCGCGGAAAUUAAUGGAAUUGCUUCUCCUGAGGAAGAACCCCCGGCGUACACCUCCCCCAAUGCCUCUAAAUUUGAUACACCAACAGCAGUCCGAGCUGCUCUACCAGAUGCGACGUCAUCGGAUGCCCCAAAAGCCGAAUCGAGGCAUUCCCCUCUCGCCGCCGUACCACCAAAAGAAGAUACCGCAAGUGAAGAGCUGAAGUCCAAACUUGCGGAAGCCAGAGCACAAAUCGAAAAAUUGAGAGAUCAGCUUGCAGAUCAGGGUCUAGGACAACGAAAAAUCAGCAGCACCGCACCAGGAUCGACAUCUUCUGGGCUACAGCAGCACCCCCCUCAGCCGGCGGAAAUUGGCGUCCCAUUGCGAGUUGUUGCUGGUCUUUGUUUCCUCAGUUUCCUCUUGGCAUACCUCUUCUUCUAGACCACUCACUGCAAUCAGCAUCCAUAUUCCCGACAUCUCCUGCCUCUCGCCUUCUCCCUUGAUACAAUUUCCACCGUCUGUUGUGGCUUUACUGUGGACCAUUGUUAAUACAUAUGUCCAGUCCUGUCAUUUGAAUGUUCUACGAGCUCCCUUUUAUUCGUUUUGUUACAAUUCCCUUUGUCUCCUUUUUGCACCUUUGCAAUAUCUUGUUACGUUGCUGUUCUAUUUUACAUUUCUUUCCUCUUUCCUUUUCUUUCUGUGUCCGUUAUACUUUAAUUGCGUCUAUGAUGUAUUCCCUCUCCUGUAAUGUGUACAGCCACACCCACUUUCCUAUGAAAUUUUUUCGAUCCUCGUUGCCUCUUUUUUUUUCCUGUUUUUUUUCAUUUUUCAUUUCUCUUGUUACUUUAUAUGUUUUUUUAUUCCUUUUUAUUACUCCGACCAAUGUGAUAUGACAUGGAUUCUUCUUUUCCCUUUCGUUUUCCAUUUGAUCUGUUAGAGCUCUAUUUCUCGGAAAUUUCGAUAAGGGCGAUCCUGGGUUGGAAAACUGGGGUGCAAUGGAUUCGUCGGAAGAAACGGUGGAAACCAAGAGUAUUAAAAAAUGAAGUAACCCACAGAACAUGAUGGUUUUAUUAUAUGCAGAAUGAUUAAAGAAAGCCGAAUCUUAAAUGUAUUUCAACUAUGAACUUGAAGUGGCUCUCAUCGCACUCCAUACCGUAUCAUGCUCGUUCCCGGUGGAAUGAAUCGGUUGCAUGCUAUAAUAGGCAUACGACUCUCGUAGAGCUACUGGGUGCAAUGGUAGAUAGUUAUAUCUGGGGCUGGCGCGAUCAAGCGAUACUCGUUUAGGUAGGAGGUUCUCUACAUGUCAAUGCAGUGUCUUCUUCAAUUAAUAGUGAAAAAAGGGCGUUGUAUACAGUAUCCUCUUAAAAAGAAACUCUUCCUGG
Messenger RNA from Blastomyces dermatitidis ER-3, 2665 nucleotides. Its product is annotated as integral ER membrane protein Scs2. Lineage: Eukaryota; Fungi; Ascomycota; Eurotiomycetes; Onygenales; Ajellomycetaceae. Gene Ontology annotation, cellular component: endoplasmic reticulum membrane; plasma membrane. Gene Ontology annotation, molecular function: FFAT motif binding. The coding region runs from base 846 to 1724 and encodes 292 amino acids. The record is from RefSeq and is a predicted model, not a curated record. Gene Ontology annotation, biological process: endoplasmic reticulum membrane organization. The transcript is spliced from 7 exons.